Musca vetustissima is the source of this 767-nucleotide messenger RNA. Its product is annotated as syntaxin-8. Gene Ontology annotation, cellular component: endomembrane system; SNARE complex; membrane. The transcript has 5 exons. Gene Ontology annotation, molecular function: SNAP receptor activity; SNARE binding. Bases 24 to 725 code for a protein of 233 amino acids. Gene Ontology annotation, biological process: vesicle fusion; vesicle-mediated transport; intracellular protein transport. The record is from RefSeq and is a predicted model, not a curated record. Lineage: Eukaryota; Metazoa; Arthropoda; Insecta; Diptera; Muscidae.
UCCAAUAUCAUUGAUUGCAAAUAAUGGCUCUGGUUGAUGUUGAUUCAUGGUUGACGGAAUAUGAAUCGUGUUCCCGUUUAAAUCACACACUACUAUCUCAGCUCAAUGCCAGGGAAGGCAAAAUACACUCAUCGCCCGAUUAUAAUCGCUUGACACUGUCCAUACAAGUGGGCAUUAAACAAUUCGACAGAGAUUUGCAACAAUUGAAAUAUGGACUAAAUGAGGCGUCCAAAAAUAAGAGCAUAACAUUUGAAGAAAUUGAAAGGCGACAACGUCUAUUGGACACCUUACAAUCUGAACGACAAACUUUACAAAAUAAAUAUACAAAUUCGACACGAGAUGAUCGUUCGGCAUUGUUGGAUAGCAAUUGGCCCUCAACGUCGACCACUCGGGCUGGUGACAGUAAUGAUGAUGCAGCUAUCAUCGAUGUAGAGCGAUUGAAACAAGCGCAGAUAGAUAUGAUUGAACAACAAAAUCAGGGCUUGGAAACACUUUCACAGACUUUGGCACGUCAGAGAGCAUUAGCAACACAAUUGGGUCAAGAAGUAGAAGAUCAAAAUGAUAUUUUGGACAACUUGGCCAAUACUAUAGAAAGAGUUGAUACGGGUGUUAAUCGAGAAACACGCAGCAUAUCGUUAAUAAAUCGAAGUGAUAGUAAUACCUGUGGUUAUUGGAUUGUAAUUAUUGUUCUCUUUGUAGCCAUAGUUAUUGUUGCCUUGUGGUAAAAUAACCUAACCUAGCUCUAAGUAUAUUUGUAAUGUCUGUAU